Penicillium robsamsonii is the source of this 1815-nucleotide messenger RNA. Its product is annotated as acyclic terpene utilization AtuA family protein. Bases 1 to 1815 code for a protein of 604 amino acids. The transcript is spliced from 4 exons. The record is from RefSeq and is a predicted model, not a curated record. NCBI's taxonomy places the organism in Eukaryota, Fungi, Ascomycota, Eurotiomycetes, Eurotiales, Aspergillaceae.
AUGGCAGUCACAAAAAUCAAAACUCUGCGUAUCGCAUCAGCCUCCGGAUCGGUGACGGACCGACGCCAUGGACUGGCCGAGCUUGCUCGAGAGGAAGAUCUUCACUUCAUUGUCGGAGAUUGGAUGUCCGAGUAUAAUAUGACAACUCGAGGAGGAGCAAAAGUGAAGCAGAAUCAGCAGUCAUCGGAAUUCGAAACUUCGUUCAUGGAAUCGAUCGAACCCGCAUUGGCAAGUAUCUAUACGCGUAAGAUCAAAAUUGCCGUGAAUGCGGGAGCUAGUGACACGAAGAAGCUCCAUGAUAUUCUUGUUGAGACUAUAAAUGACAAAGGUCUCGGCCUCAAGGUUGCGUGGGUUGAGGGAGAUGAGGUUUCCGAUCUCCUUCAGCAAUCUAUCAAAGCAGGCGAAAAGUUCACCAACCUUACAACUGGGCAAAAAUUGUCUGACUGGGAGUUUGAUCCAAUCUAUGCCCAAUGUUAUCUUGGAGCAUGGGGCAUUGUUGAGGCUUUCAGCCAAGGAGCCGACAUUGUGCUUUGUGGAAGAGUGACAGAUGCUUCUCCUACAAUUGCCUGCGCGGCUUACCAUUACCAGUGGAGCAGGCAAAAUUUCGAUCAGCUCGCCCAUGCCUUUGUGGCUGGACAUUUCCUCGAAUGCUCAACAUAUGUCACGGGUGGUAAUUUCUCCGGUUUCAAAUCCUUGCAGGGUCCUGGUGUUGAUAUUGGCUUCCCGGUGGCCGAGAUAAAUGCCGGAGGUGAUUUCGUCGUAACGAUCCAAAAGGGUAAAGAUGGCAUGGUCACUGAGAAUACUUGCAAGGCCCAGCUUCUAUAUGAGAUUCAAGGCCCCCUCUACUACAAUCCUGAUGUCGUGGCGAUCUUGGAUGACAUAGUCAUCAAAGAAGAGGGAUUGAAUCGUGUGCAUGUCUCCAAUGUCAAGAGUAUUCAACCACCCCCAACAACAAAAAUUGGUAUUACAGCACUCGGUGGGUUUCAAGCCGAGGUCCACUAUUUUCUCUGCGGCUUGGACAUUGAAGAGAAGGCCGCUUUGCUUGAAAAGCAGGUCCGACAUCUCCUCGACGAAUCGCUCUAUCAUACUCUGAUCUUUAGAACGACCGGAUCGUGUGCCUCUGAUCCCUCCAGCCAAGACGCAGCGACAGUGGAUUUGCGAAUCUUUGCUCAGUCACGUUCCGAGGAUGCUCUCGCACCAGAAAACUUCUUCCGGCCAUGCACAGACACAAUCAUGCAGAGUUACCCAGGAGCCACAUUUGCAGUGGAUGCUCGCCAGGGCGUUCCAAAGCCUUAUUAUGAGUAUUUCGUUUCAAUCUUCCCACAAGACCGGAUGACACACAUUUGUCAUGUUCCAUUCAACAGCAAAGAAAUUACAAUCCCCCCUCCGUCAGAUACUGUCCCAUUUGCUUAUGAGCAGCCGUCAUACGAGACUAAGGCUCCAUUUAAUUUGGAGGUGUUUGGUUCAACCACCCGCGCACCACUGGGCUACGUGGUUCAUGCUCGAUCCGGUGAUAAAGGAUCCGAUGCCAAUGUAGGUUUCUUUGUUCGCCACGCUGAUGAAUGGGAUUGGCUGCGGACCGUUUUCAAAGUCGACAAGAUUCGAGAACUGCUCGGAAAAGAUGAUGUGGGAAACAAUAUCUUCCGCUUUGAAUUGCCAAAUAUCUGGGCUGUUCAUUUCCUCUUGAAGGAUCACUUGGAUCGCGGUGUGGCAUCGAGUUCCACUUAUGAUGUACUUGGCAAGAAUGUAGCAGAAUACCUUCGGUGUAAAUACGUCGAUAUCCCAGACAAGUUCUUGGCCCGUGGAAGGAUUUGA